Messenger RNA from Anopheles stephensi (Asian malaria mosquito), 1901 nucleotides. Its product is annotated as leucine-rich melanocyte differentiation-associated protein-like. Lineage: Eukaryota; Metazoa; Arthropoda; Insecta; Diptera; Culicidae. Bases 833 to 1678 code for a protein of 281 amino acids. The record is from RefSeq and is a predicted model, not a curated record. The transcript has 4 exons.
UGCCAAUUAAUCGCUAUCGUUAGUCAUAGUCCCUAGCCUUCACGCUAGACUUUGCGACUGAUUGCACUUAUACAAUCACGAUUCUAGUACGCUUUCUGCAUACGGUUCCGUAGCCAAAGGUUAAACCUGCUACCAGGCUUUGUAAUUAUGCAUCUGCAACUACAGCUUUUGCGUUACAAAUUAAUGCUACCGUCGCACCUUUUUGAUUUUUAACCGCAAUCCACGAACGUUAGGCGCAUUACUAUGGGUUCCAAUGUGGUUUAUUAAAACACCAAAAAAACAAAAGCGUGUUCAAUAAUAUUCCCAACGCAUGGACAGCAGCGCAGCACAAUCGAGGAUCAAGGUUGUCGCCGUAUCGAUCGCUCCUCCGUGUGCCUCCUUCGGGAGCUCCGUGCAGCCGGUGGAAAUAGGAAUCGUGUUGUACGUACUCUCACACAAACAGUAGUAAACAACGCCCGCAUGCGAAGAUUGAGCUGCAGAGUGCUCUGGACUGCGUCACUUAGACUGUGGCAGCAACGCAGAGUGGUAGCACGCGACAGAACGGGUCCCGCGUGCUUAUCGCGGCAAAACUAUUGAAACCUAUCGGACACGAUUGUUAGUUUAGAGUUUUGUGUAGUUAUGCACACAGUGAGCCAGCUUGGGAAACAAUCGUUCGACUAUUUCUAAAAUAUUCUGACGACAAACGUGCGUUUUCUAAGCCAAGCGAAGCAUAGUGCUCCUGGAAAGGAUCAACCGAAACGAGUGAAAUACACCUGCUACAGGAAUCUGCUGACGAAUCGGCGUUGUUUCAACAGUGGAAAAAGGAUUCUAUCAGAACUGCCUCCUGUUCAUAAUGCAAGCCAUCGGUUACAAUGAGCGAUUUUUCGUCGACAAUUAUUCCACUAUGGACGAGGACGAUGAGCUGUAUCUGAGCUAUGACUGGUCAUCAGACGCGAUGUCGAUCAAAAGCGCCGGAAGUGACUCAAGCCGAUCCGAUGAUUGUGAUCAGAAUGGAGAGCGGCUAUCGUUGGCGUAUGAACGAUUGUCCCAGAUCCCGCGCAAAAUAGCCGAGAAGUUCUCCCGCACCACGACCAUCUUGGACUUGAGUUACAACGAAAUCAAAGAUCUAUCCUUCCUGACGCAUUUCCGGCAGCUGAACACGCUCAUACUGGACAAGAACGUACAGCCGGACGAGCGGACAUUGCCCACGCUUGCCAACCUGGAGCUGCUAUGGCUCAACCACUGUGAUAUCAUUAACCUGCAGAACUGGAUCUACCGCAUCCGAGAAUGUUGUCCAUCGCUAAAGUACCUGUCGCUGAUGGGUAACCCGGGUGCGACCUCCUCCUUCAACGGUAACUCUACCCUGGAACACAACGACUAUCGGCUGUUCGUGAUCAGUAUUUUGCCACAGUUGCGCUAUCUGGACGAUAGCGAAGUAACGGCAGCUCAGCGCACGCAGGCGAAAACCUUCAAACAGACGUAUAACCUAAACCAGGGACCGUACAACAUCUUCGAGACUGUAGGACGCCGCCAGCAGUCGGUACUUCUGCCAGUCGCUCCAGUUCCCGCAACGGAAACCACUCCCACUCCUGCAACGGUGACAACAACGAUGACUAGGCCAGCGCCGAAGUUGGCCACUUCACAGAAGAAAAACCGGAAGCGUCGGAGCGGUGGCGCAACACAGUCGGAAAAUUCCUAAACCGUACCAUCGCACCUCGCUGACAAGUUAUGUUGUAAUGUGUUUAGUCUUACCCGUAGCACGUAAUAGGCCCAGUACACACAGAGACCUUGGACAAUAGAGCAAGCCGCCGCAGUAUCAUGGUGCUAUACGUAGUUCGCAUGCUCUUCUCUACUGGUUAAGAUUUGUAAUAAAGAAUUGACCUCAGGCAAGGAAUGCUUUACGCACACCAAAUCACCCAACA